CAACGGGCUCGCUAAGUCGCUCCCUUCAAAACUCACCAUCUCCUCUUUCUUUUUGUUUCGCUCAUUUUCCAAAAUUCCGUAACUUCCUCUUGCCUCUUCAGAGUCCAAUCUCCAUCCCUCCACAGUGCCAAUGGCUCAGAAGGUGGUCGUGAAGGUCAUGACCAUGCAUGAUGAUAAGACAAAGCAGAAGGCCAUUGAAGCUGCAGCGGAUAUCCAUGGAGUUGAUUCUAUCGCGGCCGAUCUUAAAGACCAAAAGCUAAUCGUGAUAGGACAGAUGGAUGCAGUUGCAGUAGUGAAGAAAUUGAAGAAGCUGGGAAAGGUAGACAUAAUAUCAGUUGGGCCCGCCAAGGAAGAGAAAAAGGAGGAAAAGAAAGAGGAGAAGAAGGAGGAGAAGAAAGAAGAAAAGAAGGAAGAGCCUCCCAAAGAGGAAAAGAAAGAACCGAAGAAAGAGGAGAAAAAAGAAGAAAGUAAAUAAAUCGAGCCCGGUUGUUCUAAUUCCUGUCUGUGCGAUUAUUCUCUAGGCUGAUGAGAAUGAUUAGCACGCUAAUGGAGUGAGCCUGCCUUCAAAUUUUCAGUCAAUAACAUAAACAGAUUAAUAUCAGAAGAGGUGGGCCUGGCUUUCUGGAAAAGUUAAUCAUACCUGUCGGAAGAAGAUACACGCCUCUGUAUACUGUCUAGCCGUUCAAUUAGGCAGGCGGCGUAUGGCCACUGCCUAUUUCCACCUGCAUAGUGUAGACUGUAGAUUACCCAAUAAACGGAGUAGGCUGUGGUACUCCUGAUAGAAAGUUUUGGUUUCAACUUCCCAUGAUUGCUUUACGUACGUUUGUUAAUCAUACCUACGGGCUUGUUUGGAAGUCCAACAAGUUUUUACCAAGUUUUUAUUA
Messenger RNA from Coffea eugenioides, 884 nucleotides. Its product is annotated as heavy metal-associated isoprenylated plant protein 39. The coding region runs from base 131 to 475 and encodes 114 amino acids. The record is from RefSeq and is a predicted model, not a curated record. The transcript is spliced from 3 exons. Lineage: Eukaryota; Viridiplantae; Streptophyta; Magnoliopsida; Gentianales; Rubiaceae. Gene Ontology annotation, molecular function: metal ion binding.